Molecule: messenger RNA, 4477 nt
Organism: Nilaparvata lugens (brown planthopper)
Lineage: Eukaryota; Metazoa; Arthropoda; Insecta; Hemiptera; Delphacidae
Product: intraflagellar transport protein 140 homolog
Exons: 22
Coding region: 38-4303 (1421 amino acids)
Biological process (GO): intraciliary retrograde transport
Cellular component (GO): axoneme; intraciliary transport particle A; ciliary basal body
Molecular function (GO): protein binding
Source: RefSeq, a predicted model, not a curated record
GCUGAAUAUGGCUACAUGAAUUAGAAGCAAGGAAAAAAUGUCACUCUACUUCGAUUACACCGUUCAUGUGGAGGAUCCAGUAACAUCGGUCAAUGCCUUGGCUUGGCAUCCACAACAAGCACUGCUUGCCAUUGCUUGUCACUCUCAAGACAUUGGAGGCAGUGUCACUAUUUGUGAUGACUUGGGCGAAGGCCUAAGAGAAGUACAGCCGGCGCGUGCGCAGUGCGCUGCAGUAGGCGUGGCUUGGCACCCGGCACGGCGCAUGCUCGUCUCGGCCUGGGCGAACGGCGAACUGCGCGUCUGGAGCGGCGAGCGCGACUUCUGUGCGGCGCCAACCAAGCACGCUGCUCCCCUGUAUCUUGUCCUCUGGUCGCAUCUCGGCGGUCGCUUCAUCUCCGUUGACAUCGGCGAAGGCCUAAGAGAAGUACAGCCGGCGCGUGCACAGUGCGCUGCAGUAGGCGUGGCUUGGCACCCGGCACGGCGCAUGCUCGUCUCGGCCUGGGCGAACGGCGAACUGCGCGUCUGGAGCGGCGAGCGCGACUUCUGUGCGGCGCCAACCAAGCACGCUGCUCCCCUGUAUCUUGUCCUCUGGUCGCAUCUCGGCGGUCGUUUCAUCUCCGUUGACAUCAACGGAGUGGUGAUAGGCUGGCGCGUGGACUCGCGGGGCCAACUGGUGUCUGUGUGGGAACAGAACGCGGGCGCAGAGGUGAGCUGUGUGGAGUUCAGGCGCGCGCGCCCAGGCCCUGACCUCAGUCGCCUUGCGCGCAAAGCGGUGGCGGGCGAUCAGCGCGCCCUCGAUGUCUUCAGCGCCUGGCGACCUCGCACCGCCGGUCAGCCUCCAGCCUUUGCCGCCUCACAAGACCAUCUCGCCUGCUACGUCGCCACUCACACCGGAAAGGUGCUCCACAUAUCAGAGAGUGGAAGCUGUCAAGAAGUGUUGAAUUGUGGCAACGCCAGAAUAAAGCGAAUGCUUCAUCACGAGCAUGAAGACAGUCUGAUUAUUCUGACGGAUGGGUUGAGCAUCGGCCAUUAUGCUGUGGCUCAGGAUGGAUCGCUCGUCGAAGUGAAUAAGGUGAAGAUGAGUGCGGCUGGAGCGGAGGGGAGCGCUGCAAUGGUGUGGGCAGGCGUUGGUUUGGUGGCCUGCGCAGUGGGAUCCACAGUGGUUCGCUGCUGGGAGCUCUCAUCCGGGGACUCCUACUCGCUGCCCGUCCAACCGCACGAUCAGGCCACCGCCAACCAGGCCAUCACAGCUCUCGCCUACUUUGCACAGGACGGGACGUUGAGCGCAUGCACGAACGUGGGCAACAUUCUGUUGUGGCGGCGCAGUGGCGGGGGAGUGGGAGAUGAGUGGGAGGAGCUUGCUGGCAGCCGUGUGCGAGGUCACAUCCAGGCAUGCAGCUGGGGCGCCUCCGCCAGUCUGGCCGUCUGCACCGCUGCAGCCGCCUUCCUGCUCAGGCAACACGAGCUGUCAGCCGCCUACACCCAUCGGGUCUCUACUGUUCAAGUAUCAGCGUCAGAUCUGGUGGUAUCAUUGGACGGUGACUCAGCUGAGCUGAAGACUGACCUGAAGGUGUGCGGUGUGUCCGUGUCCAAGGACAAUAUAGUCGUGUGGAGUGGAAAAACAGUGGUUGUGUACCAAUCGGCUCCACUUACAUCUCUCAAUGUCAUUAGUUCGUUUGCUUGCGAAUGUGAGUGUGUUGCCCUGCUAGAACAGAGCCUGGUUGUGCUUGAGUCGAAGAGCAGUCACGUGCAAGUGAUGACAUUUCAGGGCACUGUCAAGCAGUCUCUCACAUGCAGCAGCACACCUAUUGGACUUCACCUAUCUUCUUCGUCUUCUCAUCUGGUUGUCUGGACUAUGUCUGGUGCUCUCCAUGUUUGGGACCUUACACGCAGAGAGGCAAAAGCAGUGUGUCCGCCCAAGGACCUGAUGGAAUGCUUGGAUGACUUUGGUGAGGUGAUUUGUGCCAGAGUCAAUGCAAAUGGCUCUCGUGUGUCGUUGAGUGUGGCUGGAGUCAACCUUCUUCCAUUGCCCUCAGUCUACAUAUGGGACUUGGAAAGUGACUCACUAUCUUGUCACUCAUUCUCUGCUGAUGAAAGUUUCAGCAACGAAACAAAAAGGUUUAUUGUCAAUCACUUUUGGGAUGAACAAGAGCCCCGAUUGCUUGUAUGUGAAGCCAAAAGACUCCCGCCAGAUGCAUCUCUGAAAUCACAUCAUACCAAUAAUCAAAGGAGCCCGCCAAGUGAUGCUGACAAACAUUUAACUGUUUUAACGAGUCUUGCCUACUCGUCUACUCAUGGCAUUCUAGUGCAAGAUGUGAUGCCUGCUCCUGAGCACUUUGUUAGUCUGUUAGCGGUUGAUACUCCUCAUCUUAUUGUACUAGUCAAACCAACAAAUCAACAGCGAGUGACAUCCAGCAAGAUACUUAUGAAAGACUUCGAGGGUCUGGAAAAUUGUGACUCAGCUACCAGAGCGGCUGUACAUAACUUCAGCUUUUGCCUCAGCGUUGGAGACAUAGACCAGGCAUUUAAGACUAUUCGGCAUGUCAAAAGUGUUGCAGUGUGGAGCAAUCUGGCGAAACUGUGCGUGAAGACGCGUCGCCUGGAUGUGGCGGGGGUGUGCCUCGGCAGAAUGGGUGACGCGCGAGGCGUGGCUGCCCUGCGCGAUGCUCAAGCCUACCCCCAACUCGAGGCUAGGCUUGCCACUCUAGCUGUACACCUCGGACUGAUUGAUGAAGCGGAGAAGCUGUUUGCAAGCUGCGGCCGCUGGGAUCUGCUGAACAAGAUGUUGCAGGGCCUGGACGAGUGGGAGCGCGCACUGCGGCUGGCGGAGGAGAAGGACCGCAUCCACCUGCGACACACGCGGCACGCCUACGCGCGGCACUUGGAGGAGAGCGGCGACGCGGAAGCGGCAGCUGACAUGUACCGCCAGGCGGACACGCACCGCUCGCACGUCACCCGCAUGCUGCUCGACCAGCCGCACCAGCUCGAGGCCUACGUUCUCAACUCAAAAGAUCCGGCAUUAUUCAAAUGGUGGGCUCAAUACAUGGAGAGCAGUGGUGAUAUGGAGCUGGCAAUGAAGUACUACAAGGAUGCUGGAGAUGACCUGUCAAUGGUGCGGGUGAUGUGCUUCCUGGAGGAGUUCGACCGGGCAGCGGAGAUCGCCAGUCGCUCAUCGGACAAAGCGGCCUGCUACCACCUAGCUAGGCAAUACGAGAAUAUGGGCCAUGUCCAGGAGGCUGUUCACUUCUUCACUCGGGCCACUGCUUAUGCCAACGCUAUUCGUAUGUGCAAGGAGCAGCAUUUGGAUGACCAGCUGUGGUCUCUGGCGUUGUCGGCUGGACCGCGUGAACAGACAGAGGCAGCCCGCCAUCUUGAAUCGACGGCGCCCGAUCGCGCUGUCCUCCUCUAUCAUCGAGCUGGACUCUUCCGCACCGCUCUAGACCUUUACAAAGACGGAGUAUCACUUUGUUGGGAAAGGAGUGUGCCACUGACUGAAGAGCUCGCAGAAGCCCUCACCCCCUCUCAGGGCGAUCCAAAUAGGGCUGAAAUUCUCGAGCACCUGGCUGAAUGUGCUCUCAUGCAGGCCAAUUACCAUCUUGCCACAAAGAAGUUCACUCAGGCUGGUAACAAGGUAAAGGCAAUGAAGGCACUCCUGAAAUCUGGAGAUACCGAAAAGGUGAUUUUCUUUGCGACGGUUUCUCGACAACGUGAGAUCUACGUGAUGGCCGCCAACUACUUGCAGUCCCUCGAGUGGCAGUCGCAGCCCGACCUGCUCAAGAACAUCGUCACGUUCUACACCAAAGGCCGUGCUCCCCAUCUUCUCGCCAACUUCUAUACAUCUUGUGCUCAGGUAGAAAUUGAUGAGUAUGGAAACUACGAGAAGGCGUUGGGUGCAUUGAAUGAAGCUGCACGCUGCCUAUCGAAGGACUCUGACCAGUAUGCCAGUGUUGUUGAAUCAGUUGCUAGAAAAACUGCUUCUGUGAAAAAGUUCCUUGAUAUACGAAGAAUGCUAGACAGAGGAGAGGCGGAGAGCGGGUUGCAACAGUGCAGACAGCUGUUGUCGGCCGGCUGUGACCUGGUGAGGAGUGGCGACGUGUAUUCGCUCAUGAUCGAACAGGCAACCAAAGCGAACGAUUGGCGAACGGCCGCACGUCUAGCGCAAGAGCUGCGUCAAGCUCAGCCUCAUGAUAAUCUCUCCUUGUAUAUUCCCAAAGAUAUAAUGGAAAGACUGGGAUUGGAUCAUAAACAAGAAUUGGAAUCUCACGAGGUUGAUCCUGAAGAAGCAGUUGAAGAAGCAGUUUAAAUGAUCUGUAUAUCUAUAGAACAAUAUCAAUAAAAUUAUUUAUAUUUUAGCACAUUGCUGUUUGGAAGUGACUCGUUCUAUAAUAGUAUACUAGCAGGUAACCCGUGCUUCGCAAGGGUACAGUGUACUCGAAUAAUUUUGAAAUUUUAAUUAAAUAAAAAUGGAAGAAUAUAA